Molecule: messenger RNA, 1512 nt
Organism: Clonostachys rhizophaga
Lineage: Eukaryota; Fungi; Ascomycota; Sordariomycetes; Hypocreales; Bionectriaceae
Source: the annotation of a GenBank genome assembly
AUGGCCGGCGACGAGUACGAUAUCAAGGCGCCGCAUGUUGGCAUGUCGCCUCGAGAAUAUGCAGCCACCAGAGUGUCGAGUCUGAAGCCUCCCAUGCUGAACCUACCCAACCCCAUCAAGCUAUUGCGGAUGCUGAAUCGGCAGCAAUGGGCCUUCUUCAUGGUCGCUUUCUGCGCAUGGACAUGGGAUGCGUUUGACUUCUUCACUGUAUCACUUACCGUCACCGAACUGGCCGAGAGUUUCGACAAGUCCAAGACAGACAUUACAUGGGGCAUUACCCUCGUGCUUAUGUUCAGGUCUGUCGGGUCAAUUCUUUUCGGUGUCGCGGCGGAUCGAUAUGGAAGGAAGUGGCCGUUCAUCAUCAACAACAUGUUGUUUAUCGUUCUCGAACUUGGAACCGGCUUCUGUCAGACAUACUCGCAAUUCCUUGCCUGCCGUGCGCUGUUUGGCGUUGCCAUGGGUGGUCUGUACGGCAAUGCUGCAGCUACGGCCCUGGAAGACUGUCCCGAGGAAGCUCGUGGUCUGAUGAGCGGUAUCCUUCAGCAAGGUUAUGCGCUCGGUUAUCUCCUCGCCGCCGCUUUCGCUCGUGGGCUUGUUGGCACGACGCCGCAUGGCUGGAGACCCCUGUUCUGGUUCGGUGCCUGCCCUCCUGUUCUGUUCAUCCUUUGGCGUCUGGUCUUGCCCGAGACGGUCGCCUACCAAGAACGCGAGCUGUUGCGACAGGAAGCCAUCCACGGGGGCAAUGCCGGAAAGAGCGUCGGUAGCGUUUUCAUGACCGAGGCCAAGGUCGCAAUGAAGAAGCACUGGAUCCUCCUCGUCUACCUCGUCCUUUUGAUGGCCGGUUUCAACUUCAUGAGCCACGGAAGUCAGGACCUGUACCCCACGAUGCUCACCAACACGCUCGAAUUCUCGCAGACCAUGGUCACCGUGACACAAGUGGUUGCGAACCUCGGAGCGAUCACCGGCGGCACCGUAGUCGGGUAUCUCAGUCAGUCGGUCGGUCGUCGCCUGAGCAUCAUCAUCGCCUGUUUCGUUGGUGGUGCUUUGUUGUAUCCGUAUACCUUUGUCCGCGACGAGUCCAUUAUGGCAGCUGCCUUUUUCCAACAAUUCUGCGUUCAAGGAGCCUGGGGUGUGAUUCCCGCUCACUUGAUCGAGCUCAGUCCUGGUGCUUUUAGAACCGUUGUCGUCGGUACAUCGUACCAGCUGGGCAACCUCGUUUCGUCCGCAUCUUCAACGAUCGAAGCCAGGCUCGGGGAGCGAUUCCCACUUGCGCGGAGUGCUAAAGGCGAGAGCCGAUACGACUAUGGCAAGGUCAUCUGCAUCUUCAUGGCCUGUGUAUAUGUGUAUGUCAUCGUGUUGACGUUUGUCGGCCCUGAGAAUCUGAGAGCCAAGUUCGAUGUGGCACACGACGCAGAUGCGCAGGUAGUGGUAGGGGACCAGGUGCUGGAGAAGGCUAAGCUGGGACGCCGAGACGAGGAAGAGAAGACUCAGGAACAAUGGAGGGAGGUUUGA